AAAUAAGGAGCAAUAAUGGUAGUCCAUACUUUCAUUUUCUUGCUGUAUAUUACAUGGAGACCAAUCAAAAGGAAAAUUUCUCUCUCUAUAAAUCUGCAUGCAGUAAUCCAAAUUCAAAGCACUGUGAUGGUGUUUCAUGCCUGUCAUUGUUUUUGGAUGUUUCUGACUAUUGUUUAUUGUAGCUAUAAAUCCUUGCUAUGCCUGUGCAUGCAGGUUGACAGUUUACUUGGUGCUCGUGGGGGUGCUUUUGAGCACGAGGCAACUAGAAGAAUGCGGAAUGAGUUUAUGGCAGCUUGGGAUGGACUAAGGUCAAAAGACAGCCAGAGAAUCCUUAUCCUUGGUGCCACGAAUAGACCAUUUGAUCUCGACGAUGCUGUCAUUCGACGCCUACCAAGAAGGAUUUAUGUGGACCUACCAGAUGCUGAAAAUCGUCUGAAGAUACUAAAAAUAAUACUUGCUCAAGAAAAUCUGGAAUCUGAAUUUUCUUUUGACCAACUAGCAAAUGCUACCGAGGGUUAUUCGGGGAGUGAUUUAAAGAACCUUUGCGUUGCUGCAGCAUAUAGACCUGUCCAGGAAUUGCUAGAAAAAGAAAGUGAGGGUGAGGGUAAUGGAGCUCCAGUGUUAAGACCGCUGAAUUUGGAAGAUUUUGUACAAUCUAAAGCCAAGGUGGGGCCAUCAGUUGCAUAUGAUGCAGCUAGCAUGAACGAGCUGCGGAAAUGGAAUGAACAGUAUGGUGAAGGAGGAAGCCGUAGAAAGUCGCCAUUCGGUUUUUGAAAUUAAUAGUUAUUCUAUAUUUCGACAAGAGAAGUUUAAACCUCUGAAAUUUUGUAUUUGUAAGGUAGAAUCUCGCUUUUUUUGCCCUUUCAAUUUAAUGGGUUACCACUUUUUUAGGGGUUCGUAAUGGGCGCGGGGGCAUAGGCGAAUAGGCUAUUAUACAGCUAUAUAUUAGUAGUUCUACCGAUAACAGCCUUUUUUUUGCGAAAUUGUAAAUGAUUACUGUGCUUAUUACACUGUUAUCCACUUUGUGUUACUUUAGUUAAUUCUUAGUUUUCUGAAGAUAAUGGUCGAUAUCA
Messenger RNA from Olea europaea var. sylvestris, 1073 nucleotides. RefSeq names its product spastin-like. Gene Ontology annotation, cellular component: mitochondrial outer membrane. The record is from RefSeq and is a predicted model, not a curated record. NCBI's taxonomy places the organism in Eukaryota, Viridiplantae, Streptophyta, Magnoliopsida, Lamiales, Oleaceae. The coding region runs from base 16 to 774 and encodes 252 amino acids. Gene Ontology annotation, molecular function: ATP hydrolysis activity; ATP binding. The transcript is spliced from 5 exons.